Messenger RNA from Leishmania braziliensis MHOM/BR/75/M2904, 522 nucleotides. NCBI's taxonomy places the organism in Eukaryota, Euglenozoa, Kinetoplastea, Trypanosomatida, Trypanosomatidae. The record is from the annotation of a RefSeq genome assembly.
AUGAUUAUGGAGAACUCUCAGUACCCGCUGUGCCAAACUGUCUUGCAGAGCGAGAAAAAGCCCAACCGCAUGUUGCUGAACUCGGUGCUGACGGUCGAGGUGGAGUGUCCGUACUGCCAUUGGCGAGGGAUGCGCGAGUCGUCGGAGCAGCAGCACACGUGCACGGAGGCGAACCGGGUCAUGAAGGCGCAUCACGACUCCACCGCGAGGAGGGUGCCAGGGUCAUCUUCUCCAGCAUAUGGACCAGGAGCGCAAGGGGUACAUCUCUCAAGACGACGACUUCCUGGGCUGGCUCAGCAGGCGAGGCCAGACUCGUCAGCGCUGUCCGGGCAUAGGCCAUUUGAGUACAUCGACGCCAUCUUGCAGUUUCGCUCCGUCGACCCCGAGUACAACGGCGUAAUCGACGCACACCACCUCGGCACCCUGCGCUUCAGGCACCGGUACGCGCAGACGCCUGAACAGGCAGUCCAGUACCUCCAGCUAUGCGAUGAGCGGCACACCGGGUACGUUAGCCUCCGGUAA